CCAGCCGAUGACGCUGCGGUCUCCUUGGAUUCCCUCCCCGUCGUCCACCUGCCCGGCGAAUCCUUCCUUCGUCCUGCUCCUGCGGCAGCCGGCGGCGUGAGCAGCCUUCUGUCCCUCCAUCCAGCCGCACGAGGCCGCUGCUGCCAUCCGUCAUCCAUGGCGCUCAACUCUUCCUCCCAGGAUGCUUCCAGCCCUCCUGCCACACAGAGGGUACUGAUAACGAACAAGCACGGAGAGAAACUUGUGGGGCUGCUGCAUCCCACGGGCUCCAACAAGAUUGUAGUCUUGUGCCAUGGCUUUACUGCCUCCAAGAGCACUAGCAUCAUUGUUGAUCUAGCAGAUGCAAUAACAAAACAAGGAGUUAGUAUCUUCCGCUUUGAUUUCAGUGGAAAUGGAGAAAGUGAAGGCGAGUUCCAGUACGGCAACUAUAGGAAAGAGGCUGACGACUUACAUUCUGUUGUCUCGUAUCUUUAUCAGGAGAAGUACGAUGUCACGGCUAUUGUCGGUCACAGCAAGGGAGGAGAUGUGGUGGUUCUGUAUGCCUCCCUGUAUGAUGAUGUCCGCAUGGUUGUCAACUUGUCUGGCCGAUUUUAUUUGGAGAAAGGCAUUGAAGAACGGCUAGGGAAAGAAUUUAUUGACAGGAUAAACAAGGAAGGUUACAUUGACGUCACAGACAAGUCAGGAAAGGUUUUAUACAGAGUAACAAACGACAGCUUGAUGGAACGACUGAACACUGAUAUGCUUGCAACGAGCCUUUCCAUCAGCAAAGAAUGCAGCUUCUUCACAGUUCAUGGUUCAGCUGAUGAGAUCAUCCCGGUGGAAGAUGCAUAUGAGUUUGCGAAGCAUAUACCGACUCACAAACUGCGUGUCAUCGAGGGAGCAGAUCACUGCUACACCGCACAUCGCAAAGAACUUUCGGACGCUGUGGUGGAUUUCAUCACGUCCAACAAGGGGAUACCUCAUUAGCAAAAGAUGAAUAACUUAUGAUAAAUUGCUGCUGCAUACUUUUGUACAACUUGUAUGCUUUACUGAAGCUCCAUCCUCUGAACAAGGCAGUCGGAAGACCAUGGUCAUUCAACUUUUUUUUCCCGUUUGUGUUACCUUUUUACCUAAAUAAUGGAAAAGCAUGCAAUAGAAAGUAUGGAACUUUUUUAUCA
Lolium rigidum is the source of this 1157-nucleotide messenger RNA. RefSeq lists its product as uncharacterized. Lineage: Eukaryota; Viridiplantae; Streptophyta; Magnoliopsida; Poales; Poaceae. The coding region runs from base 157 to 966 and encodes 269 amino acids. The transcript has 8 exons. The record is from RefSeq and is a predicted model, not a curated record.